GUUUAUUUUUUUGGGUUGGUUUGUCCAGUCGAGUCUCUCUGGAAUAGCGUAAGAGAAUGAACUCCCUCAGCUUCAUAGAGUCCAAUGAAAGCUGCUGAAUAAUGUUCCCUUGUUAACAUAUUGAAUUCCACACCCUCUAUAUAGAAUGAACUCCCUCAGCUUCAUAGAGUCCAAUGAAAGCUGCUGAAUAAUGUUCCCUUGUUAACAUAUUGAAUUCCACCCCCUCUAUAUAGAAUGAACUCCCUCAGCUUCAUAGAGUCCAAUGAAAGCUGCUGAAUAAUGUUCCCUUGUUAACAUAUUGAAUUCCACACCCUCUAUAUAGAAUGAACUCCCUCAGCUUCAUAGAGUCCAAUGAAAGCUGCUGAAUAAUGUUCCCUUGUUAACAUAUUGAAUUCCACCCCCUCUAUAUAGAAUGAACUCCCUCAGCUUCAUAGAGUCCAAUGAAAGCUGCUGAAUAAUGUUCCCUUGUUAACAUAUUGAAUUACACCCCCUCUAUAUAGAAUGAACUCCCUCAGCUUCAUAGAGUCCAAUGAAAGCUGUUGAAUAAUGUUCCCUUGUUAACAUAUUGAAUUCCACACCCUCUAUAUAGAAUGAACUCCCUCAGCUUCAUAGAGUCCAAUGAAAGCUGCUGAAUAAUGUUCCCUUGUUAACAUAUUGAAUUCCACCCCCUCUGUAUAGAAUGAACUCCCUCAGCUUCAUAGAGUCCAAUGAAAGCUGCUGAAUACUGUCCCCUUGUCCCCGCCUCUCAGCGAUCGCCAUGCCGUCCCAUUCCCGAAUCUUCCACCACUUCGAGUGCGUGCAGGGACAAGUGACGCUGGGGAACUUCAAGAUGCGGUGCAAGCAUUGCAGGAGAGAAGUAUCGGGGUCCUGCAAGGCAACCUCCAACUUCUACACACACAUGAAGAGGCACCACGCAGACAUCUACCAGGAGCUGAAAGAACCCCUCCCUGCUUCCGAAACCGCACCCAGGGAGCCCCGCCUGACCCCCCCCUCCUCCUCCCCCCAUCCCGGGGCCUGGAACCCCCGUGACCCCCGCCAGCGCGCCCUCACAGACGCCGUGGUCGACUUCCUCUCCCACUCCCUCCAGCCCCUGUCUCUGGUCGAAGACCCCUCUUUCAAAACCCUCCUAAAACUCGCCCAGCCCUCCUUCUCCCUCCCCAGCCUGGAUCGCCUCCGAUACGAGGUCCUGCCCGCUAGGACGGCCAGCCUCUACUCCUCCGUCUCCUCCCGGCUCUCCAAAAUCCCCGGGCUGUGCCUGACUCUGGAUGUGUGGGCGGAGAGGGGGCGGGGCAGGGGGCGUGGUCAGUCGCUGGUGGUGGGUGUGGCCGGCCACUACAUCCAGGACUCUUCCUUUCGCCCGAGGAGCGUCCUGCUGGCUUGCAGGAGGGUGAGAGGCGGGUCGGUGGAGGAGCGGGAGGAGGGAGUUCUCUCGAACUACCAGGAGGUCGUCUCCAGUUUUGGACUAGAGGACAAAGUGGUGACCCUCAUCACGGGCAGCGGAGUCGACGACGGACCGCCGGUCAGGAUUCCUGGGUGGGAGGAAGAGGAGGAGGAGGAGGAGGAGGAGGAAGAGGACAGCGACGGCGAGAAUGGCGUCGGCACGGCGACCGAAGCCGCCUCCGACCCUGGCCCGCCCCUUUCCCCUCUGCCCCACUGCUUCCCCUGCUUCUCCCGUGCCCUGGAGUCCGUCGUGGGCGACGGGCUGAGAUGCGCCGGACACCCGACCUCCGCCGCCGUCCGCAGAGCCAGCAAGCUGCUCGCUGACCCGUCCCGUCGAGAGAUCGCCAGCCAGGGGCUUUUCAGUGACCCGCAGAGGCAGCGGCAGCAGCAGCAACAGCAGCAGCGGGGCUGGGCCGCCCAAGCCAGGGCUUUGAGAUCUGUCGUCCCGGAGAUCCCCGAAGAAGAAGAAGACGACGACGAAGAAGAAGAAGAAGAGUUGGACCAGAGCUGGCGGCCACUGCCUCAACCUCCUCCUUCUCCUGCCCCUCCUUCUCUUUCUCCUCCUUCUCCGGCAAACUUCCCAUCGGACCGGCUCUCCGACACGGAGCUCCAAGCCUUGCGGGAGCUCUUGGGAGUCCUGCGUCCGUUCGAGCUCGCGUUGGAGCAAGCGGAAGGGAGUGGAGGAGGAGGAGGAGGAGGGGAGGGAGGAGGAGGAGGAGGAAGGGGGACGGCCAGCUGCGUCCUGCCUUGCAUCCGAGGGCUGAGAGCCGAGCUGGAGGAGAUGGGGCGCCGCGGCGGAUCGGAGCCUCUGCUGCUGGCUCUGCGGUCCUCCGCGGAGAGCCGGCUGGCCGGGUACGAGGGGGAGGAAGCCUUCGUGCUGGCCGCCGCUCUGGACCCGCGCUGGAAGCUGGACUGGUGCUCCGGAGCGGCGGAGGCCCUGGAAGUCAAGAAGCUUCUGGCGGGGAAAGUUGCGGCGAUGGUGGCAUCGCCGGAACCAAAUCAGAAUCCUGUUUCUUCUACUCUCCAGACGCCUCCUCCUCCAAAGAAGAAGAAGAAGAGAAUGACGAAGGCGACGCAGACGCGUUCGGGUCUGUUCAGGUUCAUGGGGCGCUCGGCUCCAGAGAGUCCCCAGCUCGGAGGAGCAGCGUCCGGUUUCACCGCCUCCCAAGUGGAAGUCUACUUCAGCCAGCCUUGCAUCCCGGAAGACGCGGACCCGCUGGCUUUCUGGUACCACCACCAGGGGGCGCUGCCUCAUCUGGCGCACCUGGCCGCCAUGUACCUGGCCACGCCCGCUUCCCCGGCUCCCGUGCGGCGGCUCUUCUCGUUGAGCGGCGGGAAGACCUUCGGGCCCCUGGGGGCCUCUCUGUCGGAUUUCCGUUUCGAAGAGAUGAUGUUUCUCCGUUGCAACGGGAUGUGGAAGUGACAGCUGCGGCUUAAAAUCUCAAACCCUGUUGUUGUUGUUGUUAUUGUUGUGCUUCUAUAUCAAGUCAGAUAUUAUUUGUAUAUAGGGUCAAUGAUCUGGUAGUUAGAGAUAAACCAGGAGGUUCAAAAUCACCCGGCUCAGCCACUGACUCCCUGUGUGUGUGUGUGACCCUGAGCAAGUCACUGAACCUCCUUGUGCUCCGUCCUUCAGGAUGAGACGUCAAACAAACGAGCUCCUAUUGGAAGUGACUCUGCAGCAGCCACUGACUCCCUGUGUGUGUGUGACCCUGAGCAAGUCACUGAACCUCCUUGUUCUCCGUCCUUCAGGAUGAGACGUCAAACAAACGAGCUCCUAUUGGAAGUGACUCUGCAGCAGCCACUGACUCCCUGUGUGUGUGUGACCCUGAGCAAGUCACUGAACCUCCUUGUGCUCCGUCCUUCAGGAUGAGACGUCAAACAAACGAGCUCCUAUUGGAAGUGACUCUGCAGCAGCAGCAGCAGCAGUUGUUGAUGAUGCAGAGUUCACCCCCUUAGUCUCUGUAAGUCGCUUUGGGUAAAUGACUGAUUAAUAAUUAUAACGUCUGAUAAAAUUAUGUCUUAAAUAACA
Acipenser ruthenus (sterlet) is the source of this 3469-nucleotide messenger RNA. RefSeq lists its product as uncharacterized. NCBI's taxonomy places the organism in Eukaryota, Metazoa, Chordata, Actinopteri, Acipenseriformes, Acipenseridae. Bases 758 to 2863 code for a protein of 701 amino acids. Gene Ontology annotation, molecular function: DNA binding; protein dimerization activity. The transcript is spliced from 3 exons. The record is from RefSeq and is a predicted model, not a curated record.